Molecule: messenger RNA, 5156 nt
Organism: Gadus morhua (Atlantic cod)
Lineage: Eukaryota; Metazoa; Chordata; Actinopteri; Gadiformes; Gadidae
Product: protein O-mannosyl-transferase TMTC2
Exons: 12
Coding region: 409-3234 (941 amino acids)
Biological process (GO): protein O-linked glycosylation via mannose
Cellular component (GO): endoplasmic reticulum membrane
Molecular function (GO): mannosyltransferase activity; protein binding
Source: RefSeq, a predicted model, not a curated record
CAUGCUCAGAGGAUCUGAAGCCCCACGCGGCUCCCAGCAGCACCACCACAGCGCUGCUCGCGAGCGAUCCGCGACGCUCGCGACACAAGAUGCAAACACAGAGGAGCGCGAGGCAGCGGCAUGCACAUAGCGGCUGAGCACUAGAGACGGCACCGUCCCGACUCAGCUCUAUCGAUGAACGUUUCUCAUACGCCUUUAGCAAAAUGGGUUAAGGGGAAAAGGGAUGGGCGUGUGUGUAAACUUUGGGACACUUUGCUCGCGUUGGGAAAUGCCCGCCGUUUGUUUAGAGGCGGCGGCCGAACCAGCAGCAGCUCAUAGAGACCUGGAUCCACUCUGACGUUUCCCCGCACUUCUUCCUCAUCUACUUCUUCUUCUUCUUCCUUUUGGUUGGUUGGUUUGUUUAACGACAUGAUCCCGGAGCUGGCGUGCACCGCCGUCGCCGUGUGUCUCUACCUCAACACGCUGGACGCGGAUUUCUGCUACGAUGACAGCCGGGCGAUCAAGACCAACCAGGACCUGCUGCCAGAGACCCCGUGGACCAACGUCCUCCACGACGACUUCUGGGGCACGCUGCUCACGCACAGCGGCAGCCACAAGUCCUACCGGCCGCUCUGCACGCUGUCCUUCCGGCUGAACCACGCGCUGGGCGGGCUGCGCCCCUGGGGCUACCACCUGGUCAACGUGGGGCUCCACGGGGCCGUGACCGGCCUCUUCACCGCGCUGUGCGGGCCCCUGCUGCGCGGCCCGGGCGGUGACGGGCCCCCCUGGAGCCUGCUGGCCGGGCUGCUGUUCGCCUCGCACCCGGCCCACACGGAGGCCGUGGCCGGGGUGGUGGGGCGCGCCGACGUGGGCGCCGCGCUCUUCUUCCUGCUCUCCGUCUUCUGCUACGCCCGGCACUGCGGGCUCCGCCGAGACCUCCCCCCGACCGGGGCCUUCCAGACCCCCACCCGGCACUGUGAUGGUGACGUGGGUGGUGGGGAGAGUGGUGGAGGAGGUGGAGGUGGGGGCGUGCUCCGGUGCUGGGCCUGGAUGCUGGGCAGCCUGUUGUGCGCGGCGGCCAGCAUGCUGUGGAAGGAGCAGGGGGUGACGGUGCUGGCGGUGUCGGCCGCCUACGACCUCCUCCUGGUCCAGAGGCUCCGCCUGCGGCAGGCGCUGCUGCUGCUGCUGGGAAAGAAGAAGAGCGUUCCCGCCCUGCAGAGUGUGGCCGUGCUGUCCUGCUGGGGGGUCUUCCUGCUGUCGGCGCGCCUCUACUGGAUGGGCAACAAGCCCCCCAACUUCUCCAACUCGGACAACCCGGCAGCUGACUCGCCGCACCUCCUCACGCGCACGCUCACCUUCCUUCACCUGCCCGCCGCCAACGCCUGGCUCCUCCUCUUCCCCGACAAGCUCAGCUUCGAUUGGUCCAUGGACGCCGUGCCCCUGGUCAGCGCCCUCGCUGAUUGGAGGAACCUGCAGUCGCUCGCCUUCUACUUUGUUUACGUCCUCCUGGCCGUGUCCGGGCUCCGGGACCCCGCCGGCUCGGCCAACGGGACCAACGGGAAGGCCUCCCUGGCCAAUGGGAAAGCCUCCUCCCUGGCCAAUGGGAAAGCCUCCUCCACGACCAAUGGGAAAGCCUCCUCCAUGACCAAUGGGAAAGCCUCCUCCAUGACCAAUGGGAAGGCCUCCUCCAUGACCAAUGGGAAGGCCUCCUCGCUAGCCAAUGGGAAACCCAUCGCCAACGGAAAGCCCCUCCCCAACGGGAAGCACAUCGCCAACGGCAACGGCUACCACCCCGUCCUCGACGCGAACCACAACGCCCCCCCCGAGAACGGGGCCCAGAAGUGGCUCACCGACGGGGCCGCCCGGCCCACCGCCCCGCCCCGGCGAAGCCCCCUGCCCCCCGCGGAGAGCGUGGUGGCCUUCUCCCUGAGCCUGCUGACGCUGCCCUUCCUCCCCGCCACCAACCUCUUCUUCUACGUGGGCUUUGUGAUCGCCGAGCGCGUGCUGUACAUCCCCAGCAUGGGCUUCAGCCUGCUGGUGGCGCUGGGGGCCCGGGGCCUGUACGCCCGGUGGCCGUCCGGGGGGGGGCGCGCCCUGCUGCUCGGCCUCUGCGGGGGUCUGGUGCUGCUGAACGGGGUCCGGACGGUCCAGAGGAACAGCGACUGGAGCAACGAGGAGAACCUCUACAGGUCGGGGAUCAGCGUCAACCCCGCUAAAGCCUGGGGGAACCUGGGCAACGUCCUGAAGAACCAGGCCAAGAUGGCGGAGGCGGAGCGCGCCUACAGGAACGCCCUGUUCUACCGCGGGAACAUGGCCGACAUGCUCUACAACCUGGGCCUGCUGCUGCAGGAGACGGAGCGGUUCCCCGAGGCCCUGCACUACUACAGGCUGGCCAUCUCCAGCCGGCCCACCCUGGCCUCGGCCUACCUGAACACGGGCAUCGUCCUGAUGAACCAGGGCAGCCUGGAGGAGGCCAGGCGGACCUUCUCCACCUGCGCCGAGAUCCCUGACGAGAACCUCAAGGACCCGCACGCCCACAAGAGCUCGGUGACCAGCUGCCUGUACAACCUUGGGAAGCUGCUGCACGAGCAGGGCCUGCAGGAGGAGGCCCUGUCCGUCUACCAGCGAGCCGUGCACAAGAUGCCGAGGCAGUUCGCCCCUCAGAGUCUGUUCAACAUGAUGGGGGAGGCCUACAUGAGGCUGCACCGGCUGGAGGACGCAGCCCACUGGUAUCGAGAGUCCCUGAGGGCCAAGCCCGACCACAUCCCCGCACACCUCACCUACGGCAAGCUGCUGGCCGCCAUCGGACAAAAGGCAGAAGCAGAGAAGUACUACUUGAGAGCCAUUCAGCUGGACCCCACCAAGGGAAACUGCUACAUGCAUUAUGGGCAGUUCCUUCUGGAACUUUCUCGUCUUGAGGAGGCGGCGGCGAUGGCGGAGCGAGCGGCCGAGCUGGACAGUGGCGAGUUCGACGUGGUCUUCAGCGCCGCCCACAUGCUGAGGCAGGCCAGUCUGAACGAGGCAGCGGAGAGACAGUACGAGCGGGCAGCAAGCCUCAGACCAGAUUACCCGGCGGCCCUGAUGAACCUGGGGGCCAUCCUGCACCUGAACGGGAAGCUGCCGGAGGCGGAGGCCAAGUACCUGCGGGCGCUGCGGCUCAAGCCCGACGACGCCAUCACGCGCUCCAACCUGCGCAAGCUGUGGAACAUCAUGGAGCGCCAGGGGCUCCGGACGAAGGCCGGCAGCACGGGAUGAGCCCGCCGCCUCAGCCCGGCCGCGGCCGUCGGCGGCGGCGGUGUGUUCCUGUGGUCGAGCGUUGGGAAGCCCAUCCUGGCGUGGACGAAGCGGAUCCAAUCAGAUCACAGCUGUUUGACCUACUAAAAACACAACCGAAUCUAAUCGCCAACGGCUUUGUUAAUUUCUAAACCUGAAUGCUUGAUUUUUUAGUUGAUAGCGCUGACAUCGCGUGCGUUGGCGGACGUUGCGAAGGCCCCACUUAUCAUCCGACCCACUGAGGGACACAUCCUGUGUUGACCACUAGAGAACGCACUCUGCCCCCAGUGGGAGACAUCUUCAAACAGACACGUCUCCAAGGUGUUGCCCUCUUCUGGGAGGUGGCAGCGAUUCCAAGGGAAGGUUUUUUCCUGAAUGGGACCCUCGUUCCAGAUGGAGGAUAGGAGGUAGAAGUAUUUAAAACAGCUCACUUCUUUGGAAGAAACUCCAGAUGACGAGUCGCUACAGUGGGUGUGUUUUUCCCUGGAAAGGUUCUAAGGUGGGAAGGUUUUCAGCAACGUGGGCCAACUGUACUGCUAUGUUCUGGUGAAGGUGGUCCGCAGAGACCCCCCGUGGGUCGCUUGUUGAUCCUAGAGGGUCCCGAGAGGUCCGCCUUGUGUGACAAUGUCUCAUUGAGACGUAGAGUCAGUCCAUUGAGAGCAGGAAUCCAGCCUCCGCUUGUUUGGAGGAAUGUGACAGCAAUGUCAAAAUGUCCCGUUUGUUUGAUGGAAAAAGUCGGAUUGAACCACAACUCAACAACAGCCCCUCAGUUCGGCGCUCUUUGGGUUCCGACUGUUUGAAGAACAUGAAAACAAAACGAAAGCAUACGAGCGUCGCUGAGAUACUGCUCCCUCACAAAACAUAAACAGGACUGCAUGUCCAUAUGGUAACCAACAGGAGUUUCCCACGCCACCGCCCGGAACGCUGAGUGUUGAAGUCCUCCGAUCUGCACAGCGGGGGCUUGGAAGUGGCUCACAUCCCCCCCCGGAUUGGAUGUCAAACACCAUAACCGCUAAGCCGACAGCAGCCGUGACCUCAUCAUCAUGUUCUUAGAGGGGAACAGUCAUGCUCCAUUACGUUCCAAUAUGAAGGAGAACUGUUUCAUACGCGCGUUGGGAAGAGAUUGCGGUCCGUAACAUCGACUCUGUUUCCGCUAAAAAGUGUUGCACCGUUGAAGUCAAAUUUUCGGAGUUGAUUUUGCAGGCCGUGAUAGGCAUACGUUCUUAGGUCGAAGAACAAAGCCUGAGGUUACGGUAGUCAGGGUCACGGUAGUGAGGGUUACGGUAGGGAGGGUUACGGUAUGAACUCUAUGUACCAAUGUCUUGGGCCUAGACACGCUGUGCAAAUUCAAAUCAGCAACCCAAGGAUGUGUGGUCCUUACAAGACAUCACGCCACUAUGACGUAAGCACUCAGUGAUCAUUUGGUCAUUAUUUGAACAGGUUGGGACUGUAAAUUGAAGAAAAACAACUAUUAGACCGUGCCAAAAUGUGUACUGAACAGAAAGCCUCUGGUGCCAAACGAGAAGUUAUUUUGACCUUUUAUGUAUUAAGAUGUCAAAUGAAGAUGUAUUAUUUUAUUCCAUGUGUCUGACUCAUUGUUUUAAUUUAUUGAUGUUUUUUUACUGAAAAUGACAACACUCUCUCUCUCUCUCUCUCUCACUCUCACUCUCGCUCUCGCUCUCUCGUCUUUCUCUUGUUUCUCUUACUAUUUUAAUUUUUUGAUAUUCAUUUCUCUCUGCUCAGGGACACCAGGAUGUACUAACUAUCUGAAAAAUGUUCCAGUAUUCUGUUCUAUGAGGAUAACCGUGUAUGGUUACCAAUCGACAAAUGUACAGCUUGACAAAUAAGUGUUGUCUUUUGUAUGAGAUUGUGUUUGUUAUUCAGAAUAAAAACAUGUUUUUACA